Ixodes scapularis (black-legged tick) is the source of this 552-nucleotide messenger RNA. RefSeq lists its product as uncharacterized. The transcript has a single exon. NCBI's taxonomy places the organism in Eukaryota, Metazoa, Arthropoda, Arachnida, Ixodida, Ixodidae. The record is from RefSeq and is a predicted model, not a curated record. The coding region runs from base 1 to 552 and encodes 183 amino acids.
AUGCCUCCUCCGAUCAGCCCUGGAAACCCAAGUGUCUUAGAUGAAAGGACACCGAUAGGUGAUAGUCGCCACGAUCGAAACGUUCAGGAUAGCAGGUCUCAUGGAGGAUGCUUGGAGCGCGUAAAAAACUGCCUGGCGCUUAAAAGCACCCUGGUGUUAUGUCUGAUAAUCAUUACUUUGACGUUUGUUUCCGGAAUGGCUCUACUGGGAGCCGACUUGCACUGGGGCGGACUGGGACUGGUCUGCGUCGCCUUGCUUGUUUUUGUUGCCCUCUGUCUGCUUCCACUGAAGAGGAAGGGCGCCGUAACACCGCAACCCCGAAACAGUGCCGGUGGCGUUUCUGUGAGGCUACGGUCAGAGCCAUUACCGGUAUCUAUGUGUGCCCACCUGCAUAUGAGGAGCGCAAAUAUGAACGUAGUACCGUACCCUCUAGAAGAGGUCACCAUCGUUGACAUCAGCAAGAUGUAUCCACCACCGUUUGCUCCUCCCCCGUACCAGGAGAAAGUGCCAGACUCUUAUAGAAAGGCUCAGCAGCUUCUGAUAGGCCCGUAA